Molecule: messenger RNA, 1297 nt
Organism: Haliotis rubra (blacklip abalone)
Lineage: Eukaryota; Metazoa; Mollusca; Gastropoda; Lepetellida; Haliotidae
Product: serine/threonine-protein phosphatase 6 regulatory ankyrin repeat subunit B-like
Exons: 2
Coding region: 132-1292 (386 amino acids)
Biological process (GO): neuronal action potential; negative regulation of delayed rectifier potassium channel activity; innate immune response
Cellular component (GO): cytoplasm; membrane; synapse
Molecular function (GO): transmembrane transporter binding
Source: RefSeq, a predicted model, not a curated record
UCUGUACGUUCCUUUUAUCACAGCGGGACUGAAUCAGUCAGGUCAUCUUGAUUGAUGUUAACAUGCAAGCACAGUUGUCACGUUCAUGCUCUGUCCCUCAGCAGACGAUUCUGGACAGUUGAAACACGUACAUGUGGCACUCCCCCCGCCCCCAUCUCUCUAUGAUGGGGAACGUGCAGGAUGCGGGCCAGACACUCACGGAAAGGAGAUUCUGGUGGGGAGGUCGGGUCUCAGUUCCAAACCAAACCCACACCGCCUUCGCGCGGGAGGUGAUUAAGGCCGCCGAAACAGGGGACAUCGGCAAGCUCCGAAAGCUAUACUCAUGCGUUCGAGGAGGUUUAGCCAAAAUACAGUGCGAGACAACGCUGACCACGCCCCUACACGCAGCUGCUGCCAAUGCCCACGGCUACGUGGUCAAAUAUCUCCUCAGCAAAGGAGCCGAUCCCAAUCUCCAGGACAGUUCCUCUGAAACUCCGCUGCACACAGCUGCCAAAGCAGGCGCUACAGAAUGUCUCUUGUUGUUGUUGCAAGCCAAAGCUCUGGUUGAAAUCGUUGACGCCUGGGGAAGGACCCCUUUGUUGAAGGCCGUCGUUUACAAUCGGCCGAAAUGUGUGCAUUGGUUGUUGUCCGCUGGCGCUAGGACUAACGUACUGGACAAUGAUGGACUAUCCCCCGUUCACGUAGCAGCAAGCUAUGGGCAGGUGUCACUGUUGAGGAAGCUGGUCAAACAUGGAGCAAAGCUGGACGUGGUCAAUCGGAAAGGAAAGCUGCCCAUAUCUAAAGCUAUCAACGCGGGCCAGGUCACAAUGGUACAGGAACUCAUCAACUAUGGCGCGAGAACCUACCACAAAGAUCACUGUGUCGUGAAAGACGCCAUUUCCAAACUUGCUCAAAGCCAUCCGGCCGCGAAGGAGAAUGACAUAGCUAACUACAAGAUGGUUGAAACUGUGAUAUUAGCCCAUGGCUACACACUUGACGAGGAAAACUUGGAACUAUUUCUGUCCAUAUUUCGAUCACUUGAGCCGAAAUUAUUCCUACCGAUAUUGAUGAGGUUGGCAUUGAUGUCAGGGAAGCCAAAGUCAAGUUCCCCCUAUCUAUUAUCGCCUCACCAUGUCGACCAGCUCGAGAAAUUUCUUCCCGACGACUUUAGAUUAUUCUCUCUACAGAACUUGGCAAAAAGAAAGGUUCGCUCUUGUCUGAUGGAUUCGGGACGGAACGUCGCAUGGGCUAGUGCUAAACUUGACGUGGCACCAAUGCUGAUCAAAAUUAUAUUAUUACAAGAUAUAUUUUGACACAA